Molecule: messenger RNA, 2267 nt
Organism: Papilio machaon (common yellow swallowtail)
Lineage: Eukaryota; Metazoa; Arthropoda; Insecta; Lepidoptera; Papilionidae
Gene: ace2
Product: acetylcholinesterase
Exons: 7
Coding region: 312-2228 (638 amino acids)
Biological process (GO): choline metabolic process; acetylcholine catabolic process in synaptic cleft
Cellular component (GO): plasma membrane
Molecular function (GO): acetylcholinesterase activity
Source: RefSeq, a predicted model, not a curated record
CGUUGCCGGCUACACAUCCCGCGGCCUCUCCCGGUCACUCCUCACUAUAUACAUAUACGAUACGCGUGUGUAUAAGCCAACAUCUAUACUUUUAGUGCCGUUUGCACUCCUCUGCUUUAUAAACUAUUAAUUCAAGGUCAUCGUCGAAAUUGGCACCUGUUGUUUGUUAUUCAAAAGAAAAUCAUCAGCAAUAAGAAUACAGGGAAAAAAGAAAUGUGUUUGAAACAAUUACUGAUUAAACUCGCUGAUUACUUUAGAUUAAAUUCUCUCUUCUAUCAUUAAAUUGUCACUCCGAAAUAUAGUUUGUCAAUAUGAGUGGCCACGAUAAAAUCGUGUACACAAAGUUGUUAUUGCUUUUGUUUGUAUCGAGCGCCUGGAGCAGAUCGUGGGCAAACCACCACGACACUACCACCUCGACAACGCAAACCACGCCCACAACCAGCGCACCUCCAAAGAACUUUCAUAAUGACCCGCUCAUCGUCGAAACUAAAAGCGGCCUAGUAAAAGGUUACGCCAAAACAGUAAUGGGUCGCGAAGUGCAUAUAUUUACUGGUAUACCGUUCGCGAAACCACCACUGGGUCCCUUGAGGUUCCGAAAGCCGGUACCCAUUGAUCCCUGGCACGGAGUUCUAGAAGCUACUGCCAUGCCCAACAGUUGCUACCAAGAGAGAUACGAAUAUUUUCCAGGAUUCGAGGGCGAGGAAAUGUGGAAUCCUAAUACAAACAUAUCAGAGGACUGUUUAUAUCUCAACAUCUGGGUGCCGCAACAUUUACGUGUACGCCAUCAUCAAGAUAAGCCGCUAACAGAAAGGCCGAAAGUACCAAUACUUGUCUGGAUUUACGGCGGUGGUUACAUGAGCGGCACGGCUACGCUUGACCUCUACAAAGCCGAUAUAAUGGCUUCUUCUAGUGAUGUCAUAGUGGCUUCUAUGCAAUACAGGGUCGGCGCUUUUGGAUUUUUAUACUUAAAUAAAUAUUUUUCACCUGGUAGUGAAGAAGCUCCAGGUAACAUGGGCUUGUGGGAUCAACAGUUGGCGAUUCGUUGGAUUAAAGACAACGCUCGUGCGUUUGGUGGAGAUCCCGAAUUGAUAACAUUGUUCGGUGAAUCGGCAGGGGGAGGUAGCGUUAGUCUGCACAUGCUUUCGCCUGAAAUGAAGGGAUUGUUUAAAAGAGGAAUUCUGCAAUCUGGAACUUUAAAUGCCCCUUGGAGUUGGAUGACGGGCGAGCGAGCACAAGGUAUAGGCAAAGUUUUGGUAGACGACUGCAAUUGUAACAGCAGCCUAUUAGCUGUGGACCCGAGUCUUGUGAUGGACUGCAUGCGCGGUGUGGAUGCUAAGACAAUAUCUGUGCAACAAUGGAAUUCUUACACUGGUAUACUAGGUUUCCCGUCAGCGCCGACAGUUGAUGGCGUAUUUCUUCCGAAAGAUCCAGAUACGAUGAUAAAAGAAGGGAAUUUUCAUAAUACCGAAGUUUUACUUGGCAGUAAUCAAGAUGAAGGCACAUAUUUCUUACUCUACGAUUUCUUGGAUUACUUUGAAAAAGACGGCCCAAGUUUUCUGCAACGAGAAAAGUUUCUUGAAAUUGUCGAUACAAUUUUCAAAGAAUUCUCGAAAAUUAAGAGAGAAGCAAUUGUUUUUCAAUAUACGGAUUGGGAAGAAAUUACUGAUGGCUAUUUGAACCAGAAGAUGAUUGCAGAUGUGGUGGGUGAUUACUUUUUUGUCUGUCCCACUAACUACUUCGCUGAAAUCCUUGCGGACGCUGGUGUCGAGGUCUAUUAUUACUACUUUACGCAUCGCACAAGCACCAGUCUGUGGGGUGAAUGGAUGGGCGUAAUGCACGGAGACGAGAUGGAAUACGUGUUCGGUCAUCCCCUGAAUAUGUCCCUACAGUACCACACUCGUGAGCGAGACCUGGCCACUCACAUUAUGCAGUCUUUCACCAGAUUCGCUUUAACUGGAAAGCCCCACAAGCCCGAUGAGAAGUGGCCUUUGUACUCGAGGUCGUCGCCGCACUAUUACACGUACACAGCUGACGGCAGCAGCGGCCCAGCAGGUCCUCGCGGCCCACGUGCCUCUGCUUGCGCAUUUUGGAACGACUUCCUGAACAAACUUAACGAGCUAGAGCACGUGCCCUGUGACGGGGCAGUGACGGGUCCCUACAGCAGCGUGGCUGAUACAACCCUGCCAAUAGUGUUGCUAACAACGCUAGCCACUACCGCCGCACUUUAAAUACAAAACACAAUAAAUAAACCUGUCGAGAUUAGAGUC